GCAGGAACCCGAGACUGCCUGUGGAGUCAACCUAGCUGGUAGCGUGGUUAAUCUUUGGGAUAAGGCAGCUCACAUCUGAGAAAAGGGAGAUCAAGCAUCGGCCCAGCCUCGCAUUCCUUACUGCUGCAGAGAUCUCCAGACCCUAUUGCCUAGGGCUGAAGGACCCCUCCCAAUAUCAUCUCAGCCCAUCCCAGGGGAGCGGGGUAGCAGUCGGGACAGGCUCCUCUCCUACGUCGCUUCUUCACUUGGGAUGAAGAGUCUGGGGACCAGGUCAACGUGGAGGUACCUGGCCACUAUGCUCAGUCUCAAGCUGCCUCAACUUCUUCGAGUCCACCAGGUCCCCCGGGUGUUCUGGGAAGACAGCAUCAUGUCUGGCUAUCGUCGCCCCACAAGCUCUGCCUUAGACUGUGUCCUCAGCUCCUUCCAGAUGACCAAUGAGACGGUCAACAUCUGGACUCACUUCCUGCCAACCUGGUACUUCCUGUGGCGCCUCCUGGCGUUGGGCAGCCCAGGAUUCCGCGCGGAGCCGUACCACCUGCCGUUGCUGGUCUUCCUGCUGCCCGCCUGCCUCUACCCCUUCGCAUCCUGCUGCGCGCACACUUUUAGCUCCAUGUCGCCCCGUGCGCGCCACAUCUGCUACUUCCUGGACUACGGGGCGCUCAGUCUCUACAGCCUGGGCUGCGCCUUCCCCUAUGCCGCCUACUCCAUGCCGGCCUCCUGGCUACACAGCCGCCUGCACCAGUUCUUCGUGCCCACCGCUGCGCUCAACUCCUUCCUGUGCACCGGCCUCUCCUGCUACUCGCGGUUCCCAGAGCUAGAAAGCCCCAGGUUCAGCAAGGCCCUCCGCACGGCCGCCUUUGCCUACCCCUUCCUGUUUGACAACCUCCCGCUCUUCUACAGGCUGCAGCUGUGCUGGGGCGGGGCCCACAGCUGUGGGCAGGAGGCGCUGAGCCCCAGCCACGCCCACCACCUCCUCUGUGCUCUGCUCACUGGCUUCCUUUUUGCAGCCCGUCUGCCGGAGCGCCUGGCACCCGGGCGCUUCGACUACAUUGGCCACAGCCACCAGCUGUUCCACAUCUGUGCCGUGUUGGGCACCCACUUCCAGCUGGAGGCGGUGCUGGCUGACAUGGGAUCCCGCAGAGCCUGGCUGGCCAUGCCAGAGCCCACCCUCGGCCUGCAGGCCACCAUGGCCACAUUGAGCCUGGCCGUGAUCGGGAACCUGCUCAUCAUCGCGGCUUUCACGGCCUCUCUGCUGCGGACCCCUGGAACCUGCCCUCUGCUGCAGGGUGGCCUGCCAGAAGAGGGACUCCAGGCUAAACAACAGUGAGGCCCGUCCCUGGUACUGGCAUGGAUGGAGGCAGAGGCCAGGGUCAUGCUGUGGAGGAGCCCUGACAGGUCCGAGAAGGCAAAGGCUGUUCUGAGUCUCAAAGGAGUGGCUGAAGGGAAGAGGAAGUAGUCUAGGUAGGACAGAGGACCCAAGAGGCGAGUAACGGAAGCCAGUAAGUGGAGACAAGCACCCAAGCCGCAGCAGAGUUGAAGGUGUGGGGCCUCUCACGUGGCCUUCGCUCUGCUGCUCUGGAGUCUGCUCAGCUCAGGUCUUCCUGAGUGCUUGUGGGCUAUCCGGACCACCCAUCCGCCCUGCCCCAGGGGUCAGCAACUGUGUGUCCACACAUGAGCUGCCGGUCCUGCUCACCAUUGUGACGGGGCCUUUGCCGGUUCCUGUUUGGACGUGUCCUAGGUGAUGUAAUGGAUGUGGUGGGGGUCACUGUGGGGAGGGGGCUGCUGGACUUUAGGGAGCGGUCUCUAGUACUACCCAUAACAAAGCAGUAGAAUAAACUGGACUGUAGCUGUC
Molecule: messenger RNA, 1852 nt
Organism: Mesocricetus auratus (golden hamster)
Lineage: Eukaryota; Metazoa; Chordata; Mammalia; Rodentia; Cricetidae
Gene: Paqr6
Product: progestin and adipoQ receptor family member 6
Exons: 8
Coding region: 251-1327 (358 amino acids)
Cellular component (GO): membrane
Molecular function (GO): signaling receptor activity
Source: RefSeq, a predicted model, not a curated record